AUGCCUCGAAAGGCAUGUUCAACUGCAGAGUCAACCUACUCUGGUCUCCAAGAGCUGAGACAACAUUAUCACCAGGAGCACGGUGCGGCCGAUAUUCUACAUGUCAUGUUCCUGCCAUGCCCAUUGUGCAGCCAAAAGCUGGACUCUGAGCUACGAGCACGCUUCAAGCACAUUGGCCGCCACAUGGAGGACAUUGCCUUUGCCGUUGUUCCGCACCAAUACGUUGACUGGGAAUUCUACAGUGAGUCUGCAACCUCCUCGGACGAUCAACACGAGCGUGCAGAUGCAGAUUCAACACUCCAAUGUUCGAAGCGAAGUCUCUCAUGA
Molecule: messenger RNA, 327 nt
Organism: Cladophialophora bantiana CBS 173.52
Lineage: Eukaryota; Fungi; Ascomycota; Eurotiomycetes; Chaetothyriales; Herpotrichiellaceae
Exons: 1
Coding region: 1-327 (108 amino acids)
Source: RefSeq, a predicted model, not a curated record